GUUCCGGGAGGCGGCCCUAUUAGCCUGUGCACCACCCAAGGCAGCAGUCAUACGAAUUAGCCUUUCAAGGCCGCCUUAUUAAUGCGCACGCUGUGCUAGAAAAGUGUCCUAUCCCGAUUUGGCAUGAAGUGAGUGAGCGACAGACAACCCGACGUGGGCAAGCGCGUCAUGGCCGGCCUAAGUACUGCGCAGUAACAGAGAUGAGCCUGAUCAUACGUAAUCUGCAGAGAGCCAUCCCUAUCAGGAGAGUGCCAAUUCGCAAGAAGAUAGAACAGCUCCGUUGCAUUUUGGGUGUGCAGAAGUUUGAUCUCGGUGUUAUCUGUGUUAACAAUAGGCACAUAGAGCACCUCAAUAGAACUUAUAGACGACAAAAUAUCUCCACUGAUGUGUUAUCGUUUCCUUUCCAUGAGAAUCUGAAAGCAGGGGAGCUGCCACAAUCUUGUGCUCAAGAUGACUACAAUCUGGGAGACAUUUUUCUAGGAGUAGAAUAUAUCUAUCAACAGUGUGAGGAGAAUAAGGAAGAUUACAACAGUGUUCUGACAGUGACAAUUGCUCAUGGCAUGUGCCACUUACUUGGAUAUAAGCACAGUACAGAAGCAGACUGGAAACAGAUGUAUGAAAAGGAAAGAGAAAUUCUCCAGGAACUAAGCAGGAUGUCAGGCACAAAUCUCCAACCACUGACCAAAAGGCAUUUCUAGUGAUUCUAUCUGAAUGUUAGUCCACAAAUAAAAUAAUUAAAUGUUCUAUUUUGUUUAAUUAUGAAUGGAUCUCUAAUCUUGAAUAUAUUAAGACCAUUGCCAUUACUCAAUAAACAAUGACCCAAGUGGUUCCACAA
Elgaria multicarinata webbii is the source of this 835-nucleotide messenger RNA. RefSeq names its product ybeY metalloendoribonuclease (gene YBEY). The transcript has 5 exons. Gene Ontology annotation, molecular function: metalloendopeptidase activity. NCBI's taxonomy places the organism in Eukaryota, Metazoa, Chordata, Lepidosauria, Squamata, Anguidae. Gene Ontology annotation, biological process: rRNA processing. The record is from RefSeq and is a predicted model, not a curated record. The coding region runs from base 201 to 698 and encodes 165 amino acids.